AUGUCGAUAAGCUACCAAAAUUCGUUUGGCGUUGGAAAAAUUGCAAAAAAAAAACUUGACCGGAAAACAUUUCAGCGCAAUCAAACACGAAUGUAUUGUCGCAUAAUGUGUGAAGAAUCCGACGACACAACCGUAUUAGCGAAAGUGCCGACGUGGAAUCACGAAUGUAAUGUCUUCUACACGUAUCAGCUGCAAAGACUUCGAGACGAUUGGUAUUUAUGGAGGUCUGGUGAUUGUCUGAACACGACGAUCACGUUCGAUGUGCGUUGUGGUUUCGCGAGGGAUGCCCAUACUUAUCCAACAAAAAUGUUGCUGUUACUCUCAACGCUUUGCCUCACGAUGACAUUCGGAGAUGCGCAGCUCGAGAAUGAAGGUCAAGCGUUGGAAAACUUCAAAUGGGCCCGGUGGGUUUCAUUAUGUGAACAAAUGAAUCGAAUGUUUUCAGAGGAACGUACAAUAGACUGCACAUCGCAUGAUCUAAAAGAUCAAUGCAUUCUGGUGGCACCCAACGCUAAAACCCGCCGAGACCCGCUAAAAUACAAAUGUCGCCGUGAAGCAAUGCCUCAGAGUCAAUGGAAUAUGCUAGCGAGGAAUUCGACCACACGUCUCGCAUGUCCAAUUGGUUGUGAACCCGAUGCUGAUUUGUCUGUUCUCGUUAAAACACCACGCAACAACCCUCUAUGCCAGAAAUACUACACAUAUGGCAAAUACCGUGAUUUGAAGGAGGGAGAGUGGUACUUGUGGGUAACGGAACCGUGCCGAACUAACAUUACGACGUGGUGUCGGUUUCGUGACAUUCCACUGUUUGUGCCCAAGCAUAAAUCUCUAUGA
Messenger RNA from Anisakis simplex (herring worm), 831 nucleotides. Lineage: Eukaryota; Metazoa; Nematoda; Chromadorea; Rhabditida; Anisakidae. The record is from the annotation of a GenBank genome assembly.